CAACGUCAACGUUUUGUGUACGUCGAUCAGUGAAAUUGAAGUUUACUCGCACGAAUCCUGCCGGGUAGUCUGAAUUAUUUAUUUACGAUGAAUUCGUGGUUGCAAUAUAUUACCUCCAUCCCUACGCAUAUGGACUAUGAUGGUCAGGGCCAAGCAGAAAGAUUGUCAAGGCUUAUCAUAACAUUAUUCGGAGUAGUUGGAUUUAUAUGGGGAUACGUUAUCCAACAAUUUUCACAAACAAUAUAUAUUCUUGGUGCUGGAUUUGUGAUGGCUGCGCUAAUUACAGUACCACCGUGGCCCAUGUACCGCCGUAAGCCUGUAGAAUGGCAGAAACCUCAGUCCGAGGUUAGCGUUAAGUCAAAGAAGAAGAAAUAAUUGACUGCUGUCUGGUAUUGUAUUUAAAGAACACGUGUUAUCAUGUAUCACAUAAUACUUAAUUCGAUGGAAAGAUUAAAUUUGUUCUUGUCACUCUACAAUAAAAAUCCUGUAUAUAAUUAAGAAAUGUAGCAUACACACAGCGAGGAAUUGUUCUCAAUAAAUCUAAUCAUGAUUCAAAAAGAAAUGCUAAUAAAAGUAGUAAAUCUUAAGAAAUUUUAA
This is a messenger RNA of Colletes gigas, 597 nucleotides long. RefSeq names its product signal peptidase complex subunit 1 (gene Spase12). The coding region runs from base 88 to 375 and encodes 95 amino acids. Gene Ontology annotation, biological process: protein targeting to ER. The record is from RefSeq and is a predicted model, not a curated record. NCBI's taxonomy places the organism in Eukaryota, Metazoa, Arthropoda, Insecta, Hymenoptera, Colletidae. Gene Ontology annotation, cellular component: signal peptidase complex; endoplasmic reticulum membrane. The transcript has 3 exons.